Cervus elaphus (red deer) is the source of this 794-nucleotide messenger RNA. It is a transcript of the gene MRPL21, whose product is annotated as mitochondrial ribosomal protein L21. Gene Ontology annotation, biological process: translation. Gene Ontology annotation, cellular component: mitochondrial large ribosomal subunit; ribosome. NCBI's taxonomy places the organism in Eukaryota, Metazoa, Chordata, Mammalia, Artiodactyla, Cervidae. The record is from RefSeq and is a predicted model, not a curated record. Gene Ontology annotation, molecular function: structural constituent of ribosome; RNA binding. The transcript has 7 exons. The coding region runs from base 16 to 741 and encodes 241 amino acids.
ACUCUUUGUGACCCCAUGGAUUGUAGCCCGCCAGGCUUCUCUGUGGGAGUUUUCGGGCAAGAAUACCAUAGUGGCUUGCCAUUUCCUCCUCUAGGGGAUCUUCCUGACCCAGGGACCGAACCCGAGUCUCCUGCAUCUCCUGCACUGACAGGCAGAUUCUUUACUACUGAGCCACCGGGCUUUCAAGAGAGGCGAUUCCUUCCCUGUGGUCCGCUUCUCGGAGGUUCAGUUCGCAGAGCGCUUCAUUUCCGCAAGGGUAAUAUCAAAAUAUACGUUCCUAAAACCUCACUGAGUUCACCACCUUGGACAGAAGUUGUUCUGCCAGACCCCGUGGAGGAGGCCAGACACCACGCAGAGGUUGUGGAGAAGGUGAACGAGCUCAUCGCCAGGGGCCAGUACGGCAGGCUCUUCGCCGUGGUGCACUUUGCCAGCCACCAGUGGAAGGUCACCUCUGAAGACCUGAUUCUAAUUGAGAACAAGUUAGACAUUGCCUGCGGAGAGAGGAUUCGGCUGGAGAAGGUCCUGCUGGUUGGGGCCGACGACUUCACGCUCCUCGGCAGACCCCUGCUCGGAAAGGACCUUGUCCGAGUAGAAGCCACGGUCAUCGAAAAGACAGAAUCGUGGCCAAGAGUCAACAUGAGAUUUCAGAGAAGGAAAAACUACAAAAGGAAGAGAAUCAUCGUGAACCCGCAGACUGUCCUCCGGAUAAACACCAUUGAGAUUGCUCCCUGUCUGUGUUGAUCGUCCAGCUGAUAUUUAUAGAAAUAUAAAAAUAAAUCUGUUUUCUGAGGAGA